AUUAGAAUAAGAAGAUGCUCUCAAGUACCUCAGUGUGAAACACACUGAAGGAAUUGCUUUCUGAUUCCAAAGGAGGCAGUCAAAAGAGGCAAAAUGCGGAACCUACUAAGGAGGCUGCAGGCCAUUAGUGAGGAGCAGAGCUAUGAACUGGAAUUUUAUUACCCUAAUUAUGAUGUAGAUCAGGUGACUCCGUUUCAACAAACGGUGGUGUCUGAGAACUCCUCAGCAAUCGACAGCAUCCUGAAGGAGGCCGACUCAAUACGCAAGGAUAUCUCCUUUCUCCACUUGCAGGUUGAACAUCUAAGCAAACACAAUGAACGCUUUAGCACCUCUGUGCAUCGCCUCACAAUACUGAAAAAGGACUCUGACACAUUUGCCAGGGGAAUCCAGCAGCGCGGGGAGGCCCUGUAUGCCCGCCUGCAGGCACUGGGUAAGGACAGCAAGCAGCUGGAGGAGAAAGAAGGUCCCAACUCUGCUGCUAGCCGCAUUGCCCGAGUUCAGUAUGACAUGCUGACCCAAGCCUUCCAUACUGUCAUGAGCAACUACAAUAGGGCUGAGGAGAUCCAGAGGACUGCAUGUCGGGGUAGGAUCAAGAGGCAGGCUUCCAUUAUUGGGACUGAUAUCACUGAUGAGCAGCUCGAUGCACUGGUGGAAAAAGGUGGUGAAGGAUGGGCUGAGCUGUCCCAGAGUCUGCAGACACGAGGUUCACGCUCAUCCCACUGGGUGAUGUGUGAGAUCAGAGGUAGACACAAGGAACUGGUAGAGCUGGAAGCCAGGCUGAAGGAGGUCCAUGAAUUGUUCCUGCACAUGGCCAUGCUGGUGGAGGAGCAGGGAUCCAUGCUCAAUAACAUAGAGGCUAAUGUGUGUAGCACUCAGGAAUAUGUGGAUAAAAUGAACAUUAACAUCAAGAAGGCCCUAAAGUACAAGAGGAAAAAUCCUUUUCAACAAUGUUGCCCCUGUCUAAUCUGUUGGAGACACAACCAAACAUUUUAGGACUUAUUUUGGCUUUAUGCAAUUUUAUUGAUGAUUGAAAUAAACCUUUGCCUAAUUAAAAAGUUAUGGACAGCUGAA
This is a messenger RNA of Monopterus albus (swamp eel), 1071 nucleotides long. RefSeq names its product syntaxin-11-like. Gene Ontology annotation, biological process: intracellular protein transport; synaptic vesicle fusion to presynaptic active zone membrane; exocytosis. Bases 94 to 993 code for a protein of 299 amino acids. Gene Ontology annotation, cellular component: synaptic vesicle; plasma membrane; presynaptic active zone membrane. The record is from RefSeq and is a predicted model, not a curated record. Gene Ontology annotation, molecular function: SNAP receptor activity; SNARE binding. The transcript has 2 exons. Lineage: Eukaryota; Metazoa; Chordata; Actinopteri; Synbranchiformes; Synbranchidae.